GCCAGUAGUUUCCAGUACAGUCAGUCUUAUCCAAUAUUCCUUUGACAUUUCCUCCUCUCUUUACGUAUAUUUUUUUUGCUUAUAUAUAUAUGAACAAGGGACUUGUUGUUUCCUCAACCACUAUCAUACUUUCUUCAAACUCUCUUUUGCUCCUCUAUCUCUGUCAUGGCGGCUUCUUCUUCCUUGCCUCACUUUGUCUUCCCGAGCUUCCAUGGGCCAGAUGUUCGUAAAGGAAUCCUUAGUCAUUUACACAAUGUCUUUGCGAGGAAAAAAAUCACCAUGUUCAAUGAUCAGGAGAUGGAGAGAUGCCAGCCGAUUGGAUCCACACUCAUACAAGCCAUUAGAGAAGCAAAAGCUUCCAUCGUUUUGAUCUCGAAGAAUUAUGCUUCUUCGAGAUGUUGUUUAGAUGAACUGCUUGAAAUCUUGAACUGCCAAGAAGCUUCAGGGCAGAUUGUGAUGCCGGUUUUCUACGACGUUGAGCCGUCGGAUGUAAAGAAACAGAAGGGAGACUUCGGGAUCAUAUUUAAGACAACCUGUGAUGGUGCAUCAGAGGAAAAGAAGCGGAGAUGGAUCGAAGCUUUGACAUGUGUAGCAACCAUAACUGGAGAACACUCUCUUAAGUGUCAUGAUGAUGCUGAGAUGCUCGAAAAGAUUUCCACAGUUAUGUUGAACAAACUGAAAAUGGAAAAGCUCAAGGAAGAGUUUGGGAUUCACGAUGUAGACCAGAAUGGUUUCAUAACUAAAGAAGAGCUUCAAUAUGUGAUAGCAAAAAGUGGGGUCAAAGUAACUGAUAGACAAGUUCGUAAGACCAUCAAGGCAGCUGAUGCUGAUCAUGAUGGUCGGAUCAGCUAUGAUGAGUUCGUCAAAUUCAUGGAAAAGGUUGAUAUAGAAAAUGUGCCAUGGUGGGAAAGUUCGCACUGUCAUGGAAGGAAAAUAAAGAAAAUUUUCAACAAACUGGCAGGCUAUUGGAUGUAAACCAGAAUGGUUUCUUAAGCUGCAGAAGACUAUCAAAAAUAUAAGUUGAAAAUUAUUUAAUAGAAUAUAAUUUCGCAAAAAAAAUUGAAAAUUAUUGGGCAAAAAGAAACCGAUGAGGAUGCUCGUAAUUUCAUCAAAACAUUUGAUGUUGAUUGUGAUGCGUGGUUAGGUCAGCUAUGAAAUGAUGAAUUCGUCAAACUGACGAGGUGAUGCCGUGCAUUCUUAUCUAGUUGGCAGGUUACAUUGUGGGUGUUUGAUAUGUUCUUCAAGUCUUAAAUUGGUUUUCUAUUUUUCUUUUUAUCCUAAAAAGUGUUAUUUCUUUUUCUUUUGUUAGAGUUUUUCUAUAGCUUCAACUGAUGUUAGAAGUUAUAAAAGAAAGAAACCAUGAA
This is a messenger RNA of Raphanus sativus (radish), 1364 nucleotides long. Its product is annotated as disease resistance protein ADR2. The record is from RefSeq and is a predicted model, not a curated record. Gene Ontology annotation, molecular function: calcium ion binding. Lineage: Eukaryota; Viridiplantae; Streptophyta; Magnoliopsida; Brassicales; Brassicaceae. The transcript has 3 exons. Bases 166 to 975 code for a protein of 269 amino acids. Gene Ontology annotation, biological process: signal transduction.